This is a messenger RNA of Lachancea sp. 'fantastica', 909 nucleotides long. The record is from the annotation of a GenBank genome assembly. Lineage: Eukaryota; Fungi; Ascomycota; Saccharomycetes; Saccharomycetales; Saccharomycetaceae.
AUGCUACACAGCGAUGAACACACUUUGACCUGUCAGCUGGAAAGGACAAAGCCCACGGUUGAAAAUGUGACGCCAUUGGCGCUCCACCAACAGACACAGCCGAGAAUCAAAGGAGUAGCACUGGAUCGACAAAAUGAGCUGCCAAUUCUGUAUGGGGGUGGCAGAGAACUGCUGGUUGGGCUGAUACCGCCUCCAGGAGAGCCUUUGCUGCUGGGACGCGUGGAAGUGGCGGAUUUCUUCGUUUUGAGUACGUGUAUGGUGGUUUGGAUUAAUGCUCAGGAAAUCGGGUUGCAGAUCCCGUACCAAAAGGUGGUCUACCAUGGAACACGACUAAUUGAGGACCAGAGACCUAAUGCGGCAGGCUCCAGCAUGGAGAUAGUCUUGACCGUGCAACGAGACGCCACGCUGGACCAGCUAUUCCCGCGAAGUGUUGAUUCUACAGAGUGGUCGGCGGAAUAUCCGCUGGAGACGGUUGAGUUGGUGCUGCGGCCGCAAUACGGGGAGUUCGAGCGUGUGUACAACGAGGAGCGCGAGGCGCUGUUUACGUUUCGAGAGUUUGGGCUGAACCGGGGCGAUCGGAUGGUGUCCAACUGCAAUGCUGCGAUUUCUCGAUGCAUGGACCUUUUCUGCACGGACGAGGACCAGGGAGAUGACCCGGACGAGCCUGUUGGAGGAGGAGGAGGAGGAGGAGGAGGAGGCCUGCUGCAGAGCGAUGCAGCGGCUGUGUACGCCAACUUUGGCGCGGCGGACGACCUGGACGUCGAUAGCGAUAUUGGGGCGUUGAAGGACGACGGUGUGGACGCCGGAAUGGCGUUGGAAUUCUACGACGACGUGCCGCUGGCCGGACGGCGCCACAUGUGGGACUCCGGCUUGCACGAGGAGGUCAAGAAACCCAGGAGUUGUAUGUGA